GCGAACAGCCCGUUAACGGCUGGAGAGCGCCAGGGCUGGAUGUUCGCGUGCGCGAGUGGGUCAAGCUAACCCAAACUCGCAGGGCUCGGCAGCAAGGGCUGCGGGACUCCGGGCGGUCAGCGGACUGCGGCGAGACGAUGAGAAAUGCGGCUUCCCUGUCUCUUGUCCAGGUUCCCUCAGACUCGUGGUGGUCAGAUACAGUAGAGGUUUCCUGAAGCGUGUGAGCCGCACUGUGCCUGGUGGCCGCGGCCGCUCGAGGUCACGGUGCCGCCUGCCGGUGCGAGACACCCCCCCCCCCCCGCGGCUGAGAGCGCCCCGGUGGCCCCUCGAGGCCUGGCGCAGGCUGAGGACAGGUCCCCAGGGGAGGAGCCCGCCACCCGGGGUCUCCUUCGGCCAGCUGGUGCGACCGUUUGCGGUUGCUCCAAGGGGGAGCAAAGCUUUCUCACCUUCGGGCUCCACUGAAUGUAACUGCGAGAGAGGCGUUUGCCAACUGGAGAGCAGGUUUUUAAUGUGAAUAUUAAUGCCAAUCAAGGUACACUGAAAUAAGGGUAAUACAACAGAGUCCAGUCCUUGCAGCAUAUUAUACAACAUGUGACUUUUGACAGUAUGAUUAGCCCAUAGUUGCUGUAGGUGGUACAAUAGAGGCUAGACUAACUGAAGAAAUAAAACCAAUGUUUAUAUUUCACAUUGGAAGUAGAACCUGAAGACAAAGAUUUUCUUAUAUUAAGAAGUUUUGAUGGCAGAAAAAAGACAGUCUUAUAGUGUUGGGGAAGCAAUGGAGCAACUCACAGGACCUGAUAGACAAAAAUGGACCAAUAUGGAUCCAGAAGAAAGAAUGUUAGCAGCUGCCACAGCUUUUGCUCGUAUCUGUGCAGGGCAGGGUGAGGGAGACCUAAGCAGAGAAACCCAAUCUAUCCAGUAUGAUCCCUACAGUAAAGCUUCAGUAGCCCCAGGGAAGCAACCUGCUCUUCCUGUGCAACUGCAGUACCCACAUGUAGAAAGUCCUGUCACUUCGAAAACAGUCUCAGAGGCCUCUCAAAGACUCCGAAAGCCAGUGAUGAAGAGAAAGGUGCUUCGUAGAAAGCCAGACGGGAAAGUAUUAGUGACAGAUGAGUCAAUUAUCAGUGAAUCAGAAUGUGACACAGAAAGUGAUACAGAUCUCUGGGACUUAAAACAAAGGAUGAUGAAUCUGCAGUUCCAGGAAGAUAGGGAGUCCCCAGUGGAUAUUUCACAAAAAUUUAAUCAGCCACAUGAAUACCAAGGAAUUUCACAAGAUCAGUUCAUUGGCUAUCUACAAAGAGAGGGAAUGGGCCCUCCCGCUUAUGAACAAGACCUGAUUGUUGCCAGCAGACCCAAGUCCUUUAUUCUCCCAAGGCUGGACCAGUUAAGCCGAAAUCGAGGCAAGAUAGACCGGGUAGCUCGAUAUUUUGAAUACAAAAAGGACUGGGACUCCAUGCGGCUGCCUGGUGAAGAUCAUAGGAAGGAGGUACGGUGGGGUAUCCGAGAAAGGUUUCUUUCCCGAGCAGAACCCCAGUCCAAGCCUCAACACGUAUAUGUUCCAAACAAUUACAUAGUGCCAACUGAGAAAAAAAGAUAUGCCAUUCGUUGGGGUGUUCGCUGUGACCUUGCAAACGGUGACAUGCCCAGGAAGCUUCCCUUCCCUCUUUCUCCUUCUUAAGAUUUUUUUAACCUGUCUCUCCUCCUACAGAAUUGUUUAAGAUAUCCUGUUUCUUUAUCUGGUUCCUUUUAAACAGAAACACUCACCAUUAGUGUUCCCCUGCUGUGUAUCAUAUAGCUGUCAGACACUACUUAACUUCCAAAUUACGACUCUCAAAUACAGAAAUUACAAGCAAAAUCAUGCCAGAGAGAUAAAAACCUAUAUGGUCUUUGUAUUUUGUCAAAUUAGUAAACACCAUUUGUGUUUGAAAGCCUUUUUACCUUGGGUCAAUGUAAGCUACUGUGUUUUAGUGUGUUUUAAAAUUGGCGAGCAUUAAGCUUAUCUAUUAAAGAAUUUUGGAAACUCA
Messenger RNA from Heterocephalus glaber (naked mole-rat), 2024 nucleotides. Lineage: Eukaryota; Metazoa; Chordata; Mammalia; Rodentia; Bathyergidae. The record is from RefSeq and is a predicted model, not a curated record.